AUGUUAAGAAAUCAAUAUGACCGUGAUGAUGAAGCUGAAAGACAUAAUGCUGCACAGAUGUAUGAAAGAGAUGAAAGAGAAAGACGCAAGAGAAGGAGAGAUGAGGCUGAAGAAAGAGAGAUACAAGAGGCCAUGCGUCAAAACAGGCAUGAUAACAGAAGACAGGCAAGGUUGAAAAGACCAAUGCAGCAAGAUGCGUACCAAAUCAUGAGAGAAGAAAAACUCAGAGAAUUAGAAGAAAUGAUAGAAAUGAUGACGGCGCGAAGAGAUGGUGGUAGGCGACAACUAGAUGAAGCACUAGAGGAAGCAGGGAAAACACCGUUUGAAGACAGUUACAACUCGCAGUUUUCAACAGAGAAACUGUGUAUUGAGGUUACUGUAGCUGGAAAGAUUGCUUACAUCUCUGAGGAGCUGUGUAUUGGAUGUGGUAUAUGUGUCAAGGUACUGCUAUUAGUUACCGUUGCAGUUGUUGGAUCUGGUGACAAUAAUGUAGUUAAUGGUCUAGAUUCUCAUCUGUUCGGCCGAAGAACCCCUCUUACGUGGGCUGUCAGAUACAAAAUAGCACUCGGGUUGGCCUCGGCACUGCUCUACCUUCAUGAAGAAGGAGAGCAAUGCGUAGUCCAUCGCGAUAUCAAAUCAAGCAACAUAAUGUUGGAUUCAUAUUUCAAUGCAAAGCUCGGUGAUUUUGGUCUAGCUCGUCUUAUGGAUCAUGAACUAGGUCUUCAAUCCACAGGUCUAGCUGGGACAUUAGGCUAUUUAGCACCAGAAUACAUAAGCUCGGGCAAAGCUAGUAAAGAAUCUGACGCCUUUAGCUUUGGGGUAGUGGCUUUAGAAAUAGCUUGUGGGAGAAAAUCAAUGGAUUAUAUGGAAGAGGUUGCUGAUGUUGGGUUAGUAGAAUGGGUCUGGGAUUUAUACGGGAGAGAUGCGGUGUUGGCUGCGAUAGACCAUAAACUGAACCUGGAGUUCGAUGCAAACCAAGCCGAAUGUUUGAUGGUUGUUGGGUUAUGGUGUGCACACCCUGAUCGAAGUUUCAGACCUUCAAUCAGACAAGCAAUUCAGGUACUUAACAUGGAAGCAAGUAUUCCAACUCUGCUUACAAAAAUGCCGGUUCCCUCAUAUCAUGUACCAGAACUGGAGAUUAUUUCAAGUGAACGAAAUUCUAUCACUGCUGCAAGCAUUGACAUAGGUCGCUAAACUCUGAAUUUCAGCUUGUUAACUGAAUUUGUCCUUGUUGUUGAUUGUGUUAGUGUUCAUUUGCUUUUUAUGGUUGUUGUAUUAUUGUUAUGCAUGAUACAGUAUAGAAUUUGUCCUUUGU
Messenger RNA from Papaver somniferum (opium poppy), 1315 nucleotides. Its product is annotated as L-type lectin-domain containing receptor kinase IX.1-like. Lineage: Eukaryota; Viridiplantae; Streptophyta; Magnoliopsida; Ranunculales; Papaveraceae. The transcript has 4 exons. Bases 1 to 1194 code for a protein of 397 amino acids. The record is from RefSeq and is a predicted model, not a curated record. Gene Ontology annotation, cellular component: plasma membrane. Gene Ontology annotation, biological process: protein phosphorylation. Gene Ontology annotation, molecular function: ATP binding; protein kinase activity.